Molecule: messenger RNA, 1477 nt
Organism: Amoebophrya sp. A120
Lineage: Eukaryota; Dinophyceae; Syndiniales; Amoebophryaceae
Source: the annotation of a GenBank genome assembly
CAAAAAGUGAAAACGCACUGAAUUUUCACUCGAUUUCUCGUUCCGGAAUUUUCACUCACUGAAUUUGACUGAAUUUUCACUCACUGAAUAUUCACUCCUGGAAAAAUGUUACUCCGGAAUUUCAAAAAGUUAAUUACUAGGCUUCUGGUUCUUCCGGAACGAGGCCUCGCUGAAUUACCACCCCAGAGAAAAGCCAGCUCAUCCCGGAAUCACUCUGGAUGUGGGAUUUACGUAGAGAGGCAAUUCAGUGAGUUAUGACUACAUGAACAAAAAAAAACGCAAACGCUGACCUUUUGCAGUACACAUGGCAGAAAUAGGGCGAGGGCUACCGAUUCAAAUUGCAGGUCGUUCCGUAAACGUGUUGCUCUGUCGCCAGUAGCGUUUGCUGCAUGGCGCGAAAAUUUUUGUUGCGAGCCUUCUAAUUGCAGCGCGCUACUGCCCGCGCCACAUCGCCGAGAGGAACGCCCUGCCACAUUGCCUGCAAGGUGCCUGUGGUGUCGUUCGUAAGCCACGCCUGAUUUUUGUGGUUCGCAACGUCGCCCGAUGUUUUGGCUUCAGUAUGUUCAAAACGCUCGAAAUUGUAGCAUUUGGGCCCUCGUUCCCCAACGAGGGGAGUUUCCGACGCGAAAGGGGGGGUCUUUGCAAGUCAUGCAUGAUGUUCUUGAAAAGAUAAAGUCGGGACUCAGCAUCAUUUUACUUAUCAUUGUGGCAGUACAACUAGAACUUCUUCUUUCAUCUUGCAAGUAUGAACAAUGGGAGGUAGUGCUACCAGCUGAUGCGAUUACGCAGUAAAACUAAAGUGCACAACAGCCAAAACCUAGUUUGAACACAAUGCAUAGAAGUGGUAUCAAAUGAAUCUGGAAUUUUCGCAAGCCGAAGCCGAUUGUUCGAUAUAGAUAAAUAGUUUUGCCAUUUUUUUUGCAUUGUGAGUUCUCCCACACUCCCACACUUUCCACACUCCCCCCUCGCUUUAGCCGAAUCGGAUUCUUCACACUACGCAGCAAUUAUUUUUCGCAGCAGGUAAGAAUAAAUGUCACACGUUUACGUUUGCAGAAAAGAAAUUCAUUUUCUUAGCCUGUACAACAUGUCAAACACAGCAAUUUCUUGAGGUUGCAGUAUUAACGUGCUCUCUCUUGUUUCUCCGUUUAAGCAAAUCUACUUCUACAUGUAUCCAACUAUUUUCUUUUUUCAUCUACCUCACCUCCCAAGAAUUCCCACUCCAGAAGUAGUGCCGAUUAAGCACAUAUGUUUCAGAUCGAACCAUAACGGCAUGUUUUGAAAGAGGCAGAGCAUGAUUAUAGGCUCGCACUGUACAUUUAGUCAUCAAAUGCAAAUCGAUGGAAUCAGUUGUACGCUCUCGCCAAGUACUUCAAUGAAUCUCGUGAAGCGCGGCCACGGCCUUCACAGUCUGAGGGGCUGAAGAGUAAGUCCCGUACUCGCUCAGAUGACACAUUUCGGAAUUGACCUUGUUGCACGG